Molecule: messenger RNA, 1494 nt
Organism: Thlaspi arvense
Lineage: Eukaryota; Viridiplantae; Streptophyta; Magnoliopsida; Brassicales; Brassicaceae
Source: the annotation of a GenBank genome assembly
AUGUCGAGGAAGAAGAAGAGACUUGGGCUUUUCGAAAUGGCUCGAGAUCGGCGGGAGGGUCUAGAGAUCAAGGUUGUGAAUCCACCGACAAACAAUGCGUCCGAACAAACUUCUCCGGCGGGUCGCCGGCGGAGGCAGCGGACUUCUUUCGCGGAGUUUCGGCCUUUCAAGCUCUGGUUUCCAUGGCUGGUUCCAGCCGUCGUGGUGGCUAACAUUGCUCUCUUCGCCAUUUCGAUGUUCAUCAACAAUUGCCCUAAAAACUCGCCUCAUUGCUCAGCUAGGUUUCUCGGGAGAUUCUCAUUUCAGCCCAUGAAAGAGAAUCCUCUUCUGGGUCCUUCUUCUACGACAUUGGAGAAGAUGGGGGCUUUAGAUGUAACAAUGGUGGUUCAUAAGCAUCAGGUGUGGCGCUUGUUCACUUGUAUAUGGCUACAUGCAGGGGUCUUUCAUGUCCUUGCCAAUAUGUUGAGCCUUAUCUUCAUUGGCAUUCGUCUCGAGCAAGAAUUUGGAUUUGUACGCAUUGGACUGCUCUAUAUGAUUUCUGGAUUUGGUGGAAGCUUGUUAUCGUCUCUCUUUAACCGGAAUGGUAUAUCCGUCGGUGCAUCUGGCGCACUGUUCGGUUUGCUUGGUGCUAUGCUUUCAGAGCUUCUCACUAACUGGACUAUAUACGCAAAUAAGUUUGCAGCUCUUUUGACUCUCAUCUUCAUCAUAGCCAUUAAUCUAGCAGUAGGUAUUCUUCCACAUGUAGACAACUUUGCCCAUCUCGGAGGAUUCACUUCAGGGUUUCUUCUAGGCUUUGUUUUCUUGAUCCGUCCUCAAUAUGGUUACUUCAACCAGAGGAACAAUCCUCGUGGCUACGCUGCACCUUCUGCUAAAUCCAAACACAAACCAUACCAAUACGUUCUUUGGAUCACCUCUUUAGUGCUUUUGAUAGCAGGCUGUGUGCCAACGUCUCUAUGGAACUGUAAAUCUCAAAAUGUGUACUGUGAGUCGAGCCAAAUUGGGAGGCAGAUGAACUUGACAUGUAUUGCUAAUGGGAGAACAGAGAUGUAUAAGCUCGCUAGCGAUAACCCUUCCCAGAUUCAGCAGUUGUGUUCCCAAUUAUGCAGCUGAUUACCACUAAACGUCUAAAUUUAUUUUUUUACUCUGUAGAGAUUAGGAAUGUCUUGAGAAGAGAAAAAUUGAUUGAUUGUUUAUUUGAUUUGAUCAAUGCACUUGUGAAUGAGUGAAUCACAAGUUCUGAUUCUUGUUUCUGAUCAUUGUCCGGUUACACUUCUUGUUUUACUGCAUAUGUAUUAUGAGACGAUGACCAUUUCUAUAUAAUGAAACGUGGGCGGUGAAAAGAGAAAGAUGAACAAAGUUUCUCUAUGAAACAUUUUGGAUUUUUCUCAUCAAUUGUUUGGUUUUAUGGAAGUGCAUGUAGACUGAUGAUAUUUUUAAUCCACGAUAUCUUAGUGGCAAUUAAAUAUUUGAAAUUGAUUACUUAAAAUAAAAUUA